Paramuricea clavata is the source of this 591-nucleotide messenger RNA. The record is from the annotation of a GenBank genome assembly. Lineage: Eukaryota; Metazoa; Cnidaria; Anthozoa; Malacalcyonacea; Plexauridae.
AUGCUUGUGCAGAAUUUGGAAGUGGCCCUCAUUGCAUACAUAAAUACAGUUAAUGGUGCUCAAUGUCGUGGAAAACCCGUACACUUAACAAGAGGCAGCACGGAUGAAUAUUGUAGCAAAGUUCAAGAAAGACUUGACCGGUUAAUCAUUUUCUUGAGAGGUUCUCAGAAAACGAAGAAAGAACUAAAGGAAGCCUACCCGGAAGACAAUGACUAUUUCUCGCAAAUCUGGCAAGUUCAAAAAGACCAUAUGGUUGAAAAGUUACCAACAAACUACGUUUUCUUGCUAUUACCUUGUUAUAAACCUAACUGUUUACACCCAGUAUGUACUAAAGGCUUACUCAGAGAACCAGAAACAUGGUUUAAAAAUGGGCCUCCUUUGUUCUUCAUACCUCUUCCGAUUCCCGAUCCAGCAAGGUCGUCUGGAGGUCCAUGCAAGAGUUGCAAAGACGACUGCAAUGGACAUUAUUUACCACCAGAACGUCAAUAUGAAUUCGUCAAGAAACAUGGUUCUGAAUAUUGUACCCAACCUCCUAGCAAAGUACUUAAGGAAUUUGCAAAAACCAUGAAACAUGUUCUGAAGAAGAGAUAG